AUGCCUUUGGUCAAAAGCUUAGUGGUUGUUGUGCUUCUAAUCGGAGUGGUUUACCAAGUUCAAGGCCAGUUGGGCCUUGCUGGUAACAAUUACAUCGAGAAGCAGCUUUUGUGCGCCCUUGAUAAGGCUCCGUGUGACGCGCUGGGCAAUCAAAUCAAAGGUGCAUUGCCGGAAAUUAUAGGAAAAAACUGCGAACGUUGCGAUUCGAGGCAGGUGGCAAAUGCUAGAAGGAUUGCACGAUAUGUCCAAACCAAACAUCCUGAUGUUUGGAAUGCGCUAGUUAAAAAAUAUUCAGUAUAA
Tribolium castaneum (red flour beetle) is the source of this 300-nucleotide messenger RNA. It is a transcript of the gene Csp8, whose product is annotated as chemosensory protein 8. The transcript has 2 exons. Bases 1 to 300 code for a protein of 99 amino acids. The record is from RefSeq and is marked provisional. Lineage: Eukaryota; Metazoa; Arthropoda; Insecta; Coleoptera; Tenebrionidae.